AUAGUUAGGGGCUGUAAUGCUAGAUAUCGCAGUAGAUUCCUAAAUAAAGAACCCAAAGCAAAGCACAGAGAGAGAGAGAGAGAGAGGGAGAGGGAGAGACAGUGCGAGAACGAGCUUUUCUCAGUCUCGUCGCCUUUGAAUCUUUCUGGAUCCGCCGCAACGCGUCAAGAAGUUGAGUUCCCGGAACAAGAAGAUGUGUUCGAGUGGGAAAUUGAUGGAUCGUUUGAAUCUUUGGUGCAUUUCUUGGUGCCGGCGGUUCUCAUCGUGAUGGGAGCCUUAUGGGGUCGAUAGGGUUGUUCGGUUGUGUCUUUGGAGUGGUUUGCUGCCGUGGAAGCCUGAAGGUUGAGUUUGGAGCUUGAUUUUGGAGGCGGGAUGCCGGCGGCGGGCGCGGUGGAUCACGGUAGGGCUGCUGCGACCGCCGAGAGGGACAUCGAGCAGGCUAUUACUGCACUUAAGAAAGGAGCACACUUGCUAAAAUAUGGGCGAAAAGGAAAACCCAAAUUUUGUCCAUUUAGAUUGUCCAAUGACGAGACUGUCCUAAUAUGGUUCUCUGGCAAAGAAGAGAAGCACCUCAAAUUAAGUCACGUGUCAAGAAUCAUGCCUGGACAGCGCACUGCAAUUUUUCAAAGAUAUCCACGACCUGAGAAGGAAUGCCAUUCAUUUUCUCUCAUAUAUGAUGAUGGGUCAUUAGAUCUUAUAUGCAAAGAUAAAGAUGAGGCUGAAGUCUGGUUUGCUGGUCUAAAGACAUUGAUAUCCCGUUAUCCCCAGCGAAGACGGAGAACAGAGACAAGAAGCAAUGGUGUAUCAUCGGGUACAAAUAGUCCAAAGACAUACACAUGUAGAAGUUCACCUUUAAGCUCCCCAUUUGACAGUGGAGAUGGAAUCCAAAAGCUUCGAAGUCCAUAUGGCAGCCCGCCAAAGAAUGGUUUGGACAAGGCAUUCUCUGAUGUUCUAUAUACAGUGCCUCCAAGAAGCUUCUUUGCGUCGGAUUCUGCUACGGUAUCAGUCCAUUCUCCGUCAUCAGGAUAUUCAGACAACAUAAAUAGCUAUACGAGGGGCAAUUCAUUGGAUGCAUUCAGGGUAAGCAUGUCGAGUGCCAUCAGUUCAUCCAGUCAAGGCUCUGGUCAUGACGACAGUGAUGCUCUUGGUGAUGUAUUCAUAUGGGGGGAAGGAACUGGAGAUGGAAUUUUGGGUGGUGGAAAUACUCGAGUUGGUUUCAGUUCAGGCGCUAAAAUGGAUUCUGUUUUACCAAAGGCUUUAGAAUCUACAACCAUACUUGACGUGCAGAAUGUAUCUUGUGGCAGAAGACAUGCCACGCUGGUAACCAAGCAAGGUGAGAUUUACACUUGGGGUGAGGAGUCAGGUGGUAUGCUUGGGCAUGGAGUAGAUGCUGAUGUCUUGCAACCAAAACUUGUAGAUUCUCUUGCAAAUGCGAAUGUUGAAUUUGUUGCCUGUGGUGAACAUCAUACUUGUGCUGUUACACUAUCUGGAGAGCUCUAUACUUGGGGUGAUGGAAUUUACAAUUAUGGGCUCCUUGGACAUGGAAAUCAAGUCAGUCAUUGGUUCCCUAAAAUGGUUACUGGACCAUUGGAGGGUAUGCGUGUCUCGUCAGUUUCUUGUGGACCUUGGCAUACAGCAGUAGUAACCUCUGGAGGGCAACUGUUCACUUAUGGAGAUGGAACUUUUGGUGUGCUAGGUCAUGGGGAUCGCAAAAGCAUUUCUAUACCUAAAGAAGUAGAAUCUCUUAAAGACCUCCGAACUGUGCGAGUAGCUUGUGGUAUUUGGCAUACAGCUGCGAUCGUAGAAGUUAUGUCUGGAAAUUCAUCGUCCAAUUUCUCUUCAGGUAAAUUAUUUACGUGGGGCGAUGGUGAUAAAGGACGUCUUGGCCAUGGAGACAAAGAAUCUAGACUUGUACCCACAUGUGUUUCUGACUUAAUUGAACCAAAUUUUUGUCAAGUUGCUUGUGGAAACAGCCUUACUGUAGCACUGACUACCUCUGGCCAUGUUUAUACAAUGGGCAGUACAGUUUAUGGUCAACUUGGAAAUUCCGUAGCAGAGGGAAAGUUACCUGUCCGUGUUGAAGGAAAAUUGCUUAAAAGUUUUGUGGAGGAAAUCUCAUGUGGUGAUUAUCAUGUGGCAGUCUUGACUUCAAGAACUGAAGUCUAUACCUGGGGUAAAGGAGCUAAUGGCCGACUAGGACAUGGUGAUACUGAUGACCGGAAUUCCCCUACCCUAGUUGAAGCUUUAAAAGAUAAACAGGUCAGAAGUGUCGUUUGUGGUGCUAGCUUUACUGCAGCAAUUUGUAUUCAUAAGUGGCUUUCUGGUGUUGAUCAGUCUAUAUGCUCAGGUUGCCGUUUGCCAUUCAACUUCAAAAGGAAACGACAUAACUGCUAUAAUUGUGCACUUGUCUUUUGCCAUUCUUGCAGUAGAAAGAAGUCUCUUAGGGCUUCUAUGGCACCGAAUCCUAAGAAACCACAUCGUGUGUGUGACCACUGCUAUAACAAACUAAGCAAGACCUUUGAAAUUGACUCUUCAUCUCAGUCUUUAGUUAACAGAAAAGGAAGUUCAACACAGGAUCUCACUGAAAUUAUUGAGGAGGAGAAGUUGGAUCCUGUAAAUGUGCAAGUUUCUAAAUUUUCACCGGUGACAUCCUUUAAACAAAUGGAAAGUAGAUCGUUCAAGAGAGACAAGAAAUUUGAUUUUAGUAGCAGUCGUGUAUCUCCAGUUCCAAACGGAAGCUCACAAUGGAGUGCCCUUAAUAUUUCAAAAUCCUUUAAUCCAGUAUUUGGAACAUCAAAAAAAUUCUUCUCAGCUUCUGUUCCUGGUUCAAGGAUUGUUUCUAGGACAUCAUCACCAACGUCCAGACGCCCCAGCCCUCCUCGUUCUACCACGCCAACACCAACACUUGGUGGGCUUAGUUCUUCAAAAUUCAUGAUCCAGGAAGAGAGAACCACAAACGAAAAACUUGGCCAAGAAGUUACCAGGUUAAGAGUUCAGGUGGAAAAUCUCAAUCGCAAGGCGCAACUCCAAGAAGUUGAGUUGGAAAGAACAGCUAAGCAAUUGAAAGAGGCAAUUGCAAUCGCAGGAGAGGAGACUGCAAAGUGCAAGGCAGCCAAAGAGGUUAUCAAGUCACUAACUACACAAUUAAAGGACAUGGCUGAGAGGUUACCAGUAGGAGCAGAAAAGAGCAGCAAAUGCCCUUCUUUGUCAUCGUUAAAUCAUACUUCUGCAACACCUGACAUGUCCGACUUUUCAGUGGCAAAUGUGGAGCAGUUAAGCAUUAGCAUAGCAUCCUAUGAGCUAGAUUCAAACGGUUCGUAUGGAAACAGAUAUGGUCCUAGUUCCACAAGCAAUUCUAAUAAAAUUGGUUCAGUAUCUGAAGUUGGGAAUGGAAGAGAGGAGAAAAUUUCCAACUCUACUCUUCCCUCCGAAUGGGUCCAACAACAUGAGCCUGGAGUGUAUAUUACUCUUACUUCUUUACCUGGAGGAAUGAAAGAUCUCAAGAGGGUUCGUUUCAGCCGGAAGAGAUUCAGCGAAAAGCAGGCAGAGCAAUGGUGGUCUGAGAACCGUGCCAGGGUAUAUGAGCAGUACAAUGUGCGCAUGGUGAACCGGUUCCCUGCAAAUGCCGGCAAUGAAGUGCCUACUUAGGAAGAAACCUCCUAAUACUAUUCGAAUUGGUUACUUCCACAUUAGUAGCUUUAGCCCUCAGUUUGUUUGGCUUUCAGCGACACGUAAAAGAUCGACGAGACUCUGUUAUACAAAGUAGGUUUAGCUGAUCAUUCUUUUUUUGACCCUAUUAUUCUUGUGUGGAAAGUGGAUGGCUUUUUAAACACAUGUAUAUUCUUUUUCACACUGCUUAAUAAUACCUUGUUUGUAAAUGCCAUAAGCAAUUGCAUCUCCUAUUGUGUUGCUCAA
Molecule: messenger RNA, 3915 nt
Organism: Zingiber officinale
Lineage: Eukaryota; Viridiplantae; Streptophyta; Magnoliopsida; Zingiberales; Zingiberaceae
Product: PH, RCC1 and FYVE domains-containing protein 1-like
Exons: 9
Coding region: 373-3648 (1091 amino acids)
Molecular function (GO): metal ion binding
Source: RefSeq, a predicted model, not a curated record